ACCGCCCUUCCGCUUCCGCUGUCUCGCCGCCCCCUCCGUCCGUGCCUGGUGGUGAUGGCUGCCGCGGCGUCCCUGUCCCCGGAGGAGCUGCUGCCCAAGGGCGGCUCGAGCAGGGCCGAAGAGCUGGAGGACGAGCUGGAGGAGGAGGACGACGACGAGGAGCUGGACGAGACGCUGGCGGAGCGGCUGUGGGGGCUCACGGAGAUGUUCCCCGAGUGCGUCCGCUCGGCGGCAGGAGCCACCUUCGACCUGUCGCUGUCGGUAGCGCAGAAGAUGUACAGAUUCUCCAGGGCAGCUCUGUGGAUUGGGACCACCUCCUUCAUGAUUCUGGUUCUUCCUGUCGUGUUUGAAACUGAAAAGCUGCAGAUGGAGCAGCAGCAGCAGCUGCAGCAGCGACAGAUCCUCCUGGGACCCAACACGGGGCUCUCAGGGGGGAUGCCAGGGGCCCUGCCACCAUUGUCUGGGAAGAUCUAAUUUGUGGAAGCUGCGUUGGAUUUGUAUCAUGUGGGAAGACCUUGAGAUUAUGAUCUAUUGAACUGUUGAGUUGUUGGGUCAGGGCAUUUUUUUGUUUUUCCCUUUUAUUUUUGGUUCUCCUUUGGGACAUUGACCUGUUCAUAAAGAGGGGGAGAAGCCCGUCCCCCUCUGGACCUGCUGACAGCUCCUGGCUGCAUCCUCCCCCUGUACAGAAAUCGUGAGUUUUUCCUUUUAUUAAAUCAAUGCACCAUAACCAGUCAGACUUGAACUAGGGGAAUUCAGUUCCUCUUCCAGGCCCCUCAUACUCCCAUAAAAUGACCCCAGGGCUCAGGCUGGGCUUUGGAAGUCAAGCAAAAUGAGUCCUGAAUCCUUUGCUGGCUGACAUGGAGUUGAAGGACACUGGUGGGAGGAGGAGGAAGAGAAAUAACUUCCCCAGCAGACAAAGCAAAGGAAGGUGGGGUGCAGGUGGCUGCACCCUAUGGAAAACUCUCUCCAGGAAGAUGCAUCUGCAUAAAUACUGUCAUGGCGGCUUCAUAUGUGUAUGUAUGUGAGAACCGAGGGAGCAGCAGGUUCAAGCCGAUCACGCUGAUCCUCUGUCUCAUCAAGUAGAACUUCAGCAAUCAGCUGCAUAUUUUUUUGUAUUGAAUAUUAAAUAAAUCCAACCUGA
Molecule: messenger RNA, 1141 nt
Organism: Pezoporus occidentalis (night parrot)
Lineage: Eukaryota; Metazoa; Chordata; Aves; Psittaciformes; Psittacidae
Gene: TOMM22
Product: translocase of outer mitochondrial membrane 22
Exons: 4
Coding region: 55-474 (139 amino acids)
Biological process (GO): intracellular protein transport
Cellular component (GO): mitochondrial outer membrane
Source: RefSeq, a predicted model, not a curated record